GUUGUUGUUAGGUGCCAUGGAGUGAGUUGUGGGAGAUAGGUUUACAUUCAACUACCUGUUUUGGAAAGUUUGGCUUUAUCUUAUUGAUUUUGCAUACAAAAACUCUACCAGAUGACACUGAAUAAAAAAUAUUAACUAUGCUGAUGUCUCUAACCAGAAUAGGUUUCCUGAUAGACCAAGAUGGACGAACACAAUCUAACAGUGCUGAAUGAAUUCAUUCUGACGGGAAUCACAGACCGUCCAGAGCUGCAGGUGCCAUUGUUUGGGCUGUUCCUCAUCAUCUACAUGAUCUCAGUGGUGGGCAACUUGGGCAUCAUCAUCCUCACCAAGGUAGACUCCAAGCUGCAAACACCCAUGUACUUUUUUCUCAGACACCUGGCUAUCACUGAUCUUGGUUAUUCAACAGCUGUGGGACCCAAAAUGUUGGUAAAUUUUGUUGUGGAUGAAAACACAAUCUCUUAUUAUUUUUGUGCUACACAGCUAGCUUUUUUUACUAUGUUCAUAACUACCGAACUGUUUAUUCUGUCAGCAAUGUCCUGUGACCGCUAUGUGGCCAUUUGUAACCCUCUGCUCUACACAGUCAUCAUGUCACAGAGGGUGUGUCAGGUGCUGGUUGCAAUCAUCUAUCUCUACAGCACAUUUGUUUCUCUUCUCAUCACCAUAAAGAUUUUUAAUUUACCCUUCUGUGGCUAUAAUGUCAUCAGUCAUUUCUACUGUGAUGCUCUCUCCUUGUUCUCUUUGCUCUGCUCAAACACACGUGAAAUCGAGUUGAUCCUGCUGCUCUUAGCAACUUUUGAUUUGAUUUCAUCCCUCCUAAUAGUUGUUAUUUCUUACCUGCUUGUUCUUGCAGCCAUUCUCAGGAUGAACUCAGCUGAGGGCAGGUACAAGGCCUUCUCCACCUGUGGAUCCCACCUGACAGUGGUGGUAGUGUUCUAUGGGACUUUAAUAUUUAUGUACAUGCAGCCCAAGACCAGUCACUCCUUUGACACUGAUAAAUUGACUUCUGUAUUUUACACCCUGGUUAUCCCCAUGUUGAAUCCCUUGAUUUAUAGCUUAAGGAACAAAGAUGUAAAAUAUGCCCUGCUUAAGACCUGGAGAAAAAAAAGCAAUGUAUUUUCUAAAGUUUGA
This is a messenger RNA of Loxodonta africana (African savanna elephant), 1128 nucleotides long. RefSeq names its product olfactory receptor 8K3-like. Bases 181 to 1128 code for a protein of 315 amino acids. The record is from RefSeq and is a predicted model, not a curated record. The transcript has a single exon. Gene Ontology annotation, molecular function: olfactory receptor activity; G protein-coupled receptor activity; odorant binding. Gene Ontology annotation, cellular component: membrane. Gene Ontology annotation, biological process: G protein-coupled receptor signaling pathway; sensory perception of smell. Lineage: Eukaryota; Metazoa; Chordata; Mammalia; Proboscidea; Elephantidae.